Molecule: messenger RNA, 7763 nt
Organism: Drosophila elegans
Lineage: Eukaryota; Metazoa; Arthropoda; Insecta; Diptera; Drosophilidae
Product: inositol hexakisphosphate and diphosphoinositol-pentakisphosphate kinase
Exons: 16
Coding region: 328-7521 (2397 amino acids)
Biological process (GO): inositol metabolic process; inositol phosphate biosynthetic process
Cellular component (GO): cytosol
Molecular function (GO): inositol hexakisphosphate kinase activity; 5-diphosphoinositol pentakisphosphate 1-kinase activity; diphosphoinositol pentakisphosphate kinase activity
Source: RefSeq, a predicted model, not a curated record
UCUCUUUCUGUUUUUUGUCUCUUGCUGAUCAGAUUCUCCUCAGACUUCGCGAGUGGGCGCACCACAGACCAAUUGGCGCAGGCCCUCAAACAAUCCGAUACGAUCCGAUUCAAUCCCCAGCGAUCCCAAGCAAACCGUUUUGUUCAGAACCGUUAGUCAGUUGGCCGCGUUGCACGGAACAGUCGUUAUACAGCUGACCUCGUCGUUUGGCGGUUUUUAUUACGAUAUUUGUUAUUUGUUCGGGUUAGGUCAUCAGUUUUGGGGGAAUUCGCCUCACAAGCACAAAGAAGUUAUAUUUACGUAGAAAGAAGCUGAGUGGGCCAGACAAUGGAGUGGACGUGGUUUAAGGACUGGUGGCGUCUCAAAAAGCUCCGAUCGCGUCAUCAGCGGCAUAAAAAGAAAGAAGCAGCGGCGGCAGCCGCAGGAGCUGCAGUAACCGCUGCAGCGGUUUUGCCGGGCUCGGAUUGCAAGGUGGAAGGCGCUGGUUUCAAGGAUCCGCUGACUAAUCGGCGUCACAGCUUGGACGCGGUGCCAUCGGAUGGAACUAUAGCCAGACGUCGACGGGGUCGUGGUCGCGAUCGUUUGCGUCGUAAUCGCUUGCUACAACGCCAGCGACGGAGUCAAAGUGCCGGAGUUCGCAGUCAACCGGGCACGGAGAACGCGCUCAUUAGAAGCCAGGACGACGACGAUGGGGAGUACGGACCCUUCAACGUCAGUGAUUACGAGGAUUACGGGCCGAAUCAUGGGAGCGACGAGGAUAGCGAUGACUUUUGCUUCUGCGAUGUCUGUAUGAAUGGCGACACGGACUUUGGGGACAGCAAUGACGGCAUGGACUCCGACACGAGCACCUCGUCCAGCAACAGCAAGCAGGUGGUCGUUGGCAUCUGUGCGAUGGCCAAGAAGACACAGUCGAAGCCGAUGAAGGAGAUCCUCACACGACUCGGUGAAUUCGAGUUCAUCAAACUGGUGACGUUCGAGGAGAACGUGAUCCUGCGGGAACCGGUCCAAAAUUGGCCCACUUGCGACUGCCUCGUCUCCUUCCACUCGAAGGGCUUUCCACUGGAGAAGGCCAUCGAGUAUGCUCAACUUAGGAAUCCCUUUGUCCUAAAUAACCUGCACAUGCAGUAUGAUAUUCAGGAUAGGAGAAGGGUAUACGCCAUUCUGGAGAAGGAGGGCAUCGAGAUACCGCGCUAUGCCGUCCUCGAUCGCGACUCCCCGGAUCCCAAACAUCAUGAGCUUAUCGAAUCGGAGGACCAUGUUGAGGUCAAUGGUAUCACCUUUAACAAACCGUUCGUGGAGAAACCCGUCUCGGCAGAGGAUCACAAUAUAUACAUCUACUACCCAACAUCGGCGGGCGGCGGAAGUCAACGACUAUUCCGGAAGAUCGGUAGCCGGAGCAGCGUAUAUUCCCCGGAGUCGAGGGUGCGAAAGACAGGAUCGUUUAUCUACGAGGACUUUAUGCCCACCGAUGUGUACUUUUCAGGCACGGACGUCAAGGUGUACACCGUUGGGCCGGACUACGCCCAUGCCGAGGCCCGCAAAAGUCCCGCCCUGGAUGGCAAAGUAGAGCGCGACAGCGAGGGCAAGGAGAUACGCUACCCGGUGAUCCUCAAUCAUUCCGAGAAGCUCAUCUCGAGGAAGGUGUGUCUGGCCUUCAAGCAAACCGUCUGCGGAUUCGAUCUGCUGCGUGCCAACGGGAAGAGCUACGUCUGCGAUGUGAAUGGGUUCAGUUUUGUGAAAAACUCGAACAAGUACUAUGAUGACUGCGCCAAGAUACUGGGCAACAUGAUCCUUCGGGAGCUAACGCCCACACUGCACAUCCCCUGGUCGGUGCCGUUCCAGCUGGACGAUCCACCCAUUGUGCCCACCACUUUCGGCAAGAUGAUGGAGCUGCGCUGCGUGGUGGCCGUAAUCCGACAUGGCGAUCGUACGCCCAAGCAAAAGAUGAAGGUGGAGGUGCGCCAUCCCAAAUUCUUUGAGAUCUUCGAGAAGUACGAUGGCUACAAGCUGGGCCACGUCAAGCUGAAGCGGCCAAAGCAACUGCAGGAGAUACUGGACAUUGCCCGCUUCCUGCUCAGCGAGAUCCACACGAAGGCCCAUGCCGAGAUCGAGGAGAAGGAGAGCAAGCUGGAGCAGCUGAAGAACGUCCUGGAGAUGUACGGCCACUUCUCGGGCAUAAAUCGUAAGGUUCAGAUGAAGUACCAGCCAAAGGGUCGUCCACGCGGCUCCAGCUCCGAUGACACCAAUCUAGCAGCGGAUCAGCCUGUGGAGCCAUCGCUGGUCCUCAUCCUCAAGUGGGGCGGCGAACUGACGCCAGCCGGUCGCAUCCAGGCGGAGGAACUGGGCCGCAUCUUUCGGUGCAUGUAUCCAGGCGGACAGGGCAGAUCGGAUUACUCGGGCACCCAGGGCUUGGGUCUGCUAAGAUUACACUCUACGUUCCGGCACGACCUGAAGAUCUACGCCUCGGAUGAGGGACGUGUCCAGAUGACGGCGGCCGCCUUUGCCAAGGGUUUGCUGGCCCUGGAAGGCGAACUCACACCCAUUCUCGUACAGAUGGUGAAGAGUGCGAAUACGAAUGGACUGCUGGACAAUGAUUGCGACUCCAGCAAAUAUCAAAACCUGGCUAAGGGACGCCUUCACGAGCUAAUGCAGAAUGAUCGCGAGUUCUCCAAGGAGGAUCGCGAGCUGAUCAAUCCGUGCAACAGCAAAUCGAUCACCCAGGCUCUGGACUUUGUGAAGAAUCCGGUGGACUGCUGCCACCAUGUCCACCAGCUUAUCCGCGAACUUCUGCACAUCAUCAGCAUCAAGAAGGACGACCCGAAAACCAAGGAUGCGAUCUUGUAUCACGGUGAGACAUGGGACCUGAUGCGUUGUCGCUGGGAGAAGAUCGAAAAGGAUUUCAGCACCAAGUCAAAGCUGUUUGACAUCUCCAAAAUACCGGAUAUCUACGAUUGCAUCAAGUACGAUCUGCAGCAUAAUCAACAUACGUUGCAGUAUGAUCAGGCGGAGGAGUUGUAUAUCUACGCGAAGAACUUGGCCGAUAUAGUCAUACCCCAGGAGUACGGAUUGACGCCGCAGGAGAAACUGGCCAUUGGCCAGGGUAUCUGCUCACCGCUACUGAGGAAGAUCAAAGGGGAUCUGCAGCGGAAUAUCGACGAGGUGGAGGAUGAGUUCAUGAACCGUUUGAAUCCGCACUACAGCCAUGGCGUGGCCAGUCCUCAGAGGCAUGUCCGUACAAGGCUCUAUUUCACCAGCGAAUCCCAUGUCCAUUCGCUACUCACAGUCCUGCGCUACGGGGGACUACUCAAUGUGGUCACGGAUGAGCAGUGGCGUCGGGCCAUGGACUACAUUUCGAUGGUAUCAGAGCUCAACUACAUGUCCCAGAUCGUCAUCAUGCUGUACGAGGACCCCACCAAGGAUCCCACAUCCGAGGAACGCUUUCACGUCGAGCUGCACUUCAGUCCGGGCGUAAAUUGUUGUGUGCAGAAGAAUCUGCCGCCGGGUCCGGGUUUUAGGCCUCAUUCGCACGGCGACAAUGCCUGCAAUGUGAGUAUGCAGUCCUCGGACGAGUCAAAUCCCGCCAGGAUCGAGGAGGAGAACGACUCGAAUUCAGGAGAGGAGCGAGAGGGCAAGAAGCGAGCGUCCACCGGCCAAAGGAGCUCGGAUCGCAGCGCGGAACGCACCUCGCCCGCCUUUGGAUUCAACAGGCUGGAGCUGCGAUCGAAGCAGUUCAAAUCGAAGCCCAUACCCAUUGGAGCCCAUCACACGGUCAGCGGCCACGAGGCAAUGGAUCUGGCCAAGCGGCUGAACGAGGAGCUGGCCUCUCAGCAGCAGCAGCAGCAGCAGAACCAGCAGCUCCGCCCCAUCAGUCCGGAUAUCCGGGCAGUGAGUCCCGACUGCGAGCCACGUUCCCGGAGCUUCGAGCAGCGGCCCUCCUCCGGCGUCUGUGCCAAGGAGCCGGUAGUUGGGUCUAAUUCUAAAGAGGUUUCUCAGGCAGUUACGCCUCAAUUUGAGGAUAUUACCGAGGCUCGUACUGCUGAAUUUGCCGAAAUAACCCAUGCUCGAGUAGGCGUGACCAAUAGGUCGGAUGGUGGAAAUCGCACGGCUUUUCAGAUUCGGGUUACGGACAGUUUGUCCUUCUUCAAAAUUGACUCAUCGACGAACGAACUGCCGUUGUCGGAGAUUGAUUUCUCGCUCCACCCGGCAACGCCGCAAUGCGGUCCGUUGUCACACAAACGCCUCCAUGUACUGACCAUGCGGCGCAUGGAGAGCUGUGACGAGGGCGACGAUCUCGAGCAGCUUAGGCACCUGCCGCAGAUCUCGCCGAUGGCCACCAACGAGCGGCCAUUGAGCUCUUGCAAUUGCAGCAGCUCAGCGGUUCAGGCGCACUCGCACUCCAAAAGUCUGAUGGACUUGGGACAGGCGAUUGCACCGAUUGCUCCACCAGAAACUGGGCAGGAUUUGGAGACGGGCGGUGAGGCGUCAACUGGGGCGGAGGUUAGUGCCAGCAGUUUCGAUGAUGACUUCCAGUUGUCCAGCUCUGCACCGGCCAUCCUGAUGAGCUCGCACUUUAGCCAAAGGCCUUUGGUGGCCAAUCUUUCGCCCAUGGCGCAUGCCACCACCUCGCCCACAGCCUCAACUUUACGUCUCUGCCAGGAUAUGGACAAGGCUUCGGCUUCAGCUUCGGCUUCGGCUUCGGCCACAUCAUCUGCUCAACGCAAGGCCACCAGUAGCUCCUGUGACCAGCUGUCCAUGCCAGCCUCGGCUCCUGCUGUGACGGAAAAUCCGUUUCGCUUCGCCGCUUCAUCAGUGGGUGCGGCAGCGGCAGCGGCAUCGAGUGCCUGUUUUGUGAGUUGCUUCGAGCCAAUCGAAGAGCAGGUCACUCCCACCAUGGAGGUGGAUGCACAGCCACCGCAACCAGAGCCUCAAGUGGUGUAUAAUUUGCCCACGUUGCUGAUCACGGGCGUAGCCAGUAACACCGAAAUGACGAGCAAAAAGGAAGCCAGUAGAAUGACAAAGACACCAACAAUUUCAACAAUUUUUGCACCAGUAGAUGGGGAAAUAUCUCAGGAUAUAGCUCUAUCAAUAGAUAUAGGAAAACAGACAGCAGAAUGUACAACAAUAGUUACACCAACUCAUAUUACAAUAGAUACAACAACGAUUGCACAGGUAGUUACACCAACAGUUACACCAACAGAUACAACAACUGAUAUAGAAAAAGCAAUACCAACUGUUACAACCACCGAUAUUUCAAAAGGUAUACGAAAUGUUACACCAAUUACGUCACGAACAGCCAUCCAAACAUCUCCACCAACAUUUACAACAUCCAACUCCAACUCCAACACCACCACCACCACUACAACAACAGCAGCAGCAGCAGCUUUGUUUGAUAAUACAAGAACAAUAUCUUCUAAUCAACCAUUUACUAACCAAUUCCAAUCGAUCGAUCCCACCUCAAACGACGCACCACACCAACAUCAUGAACAUCAACAUCAACAUCACCAUAAAAACUCAACAACAACGAUCACCAAUCAACAACAACAACUACAACUACAAAUAUCAUGCACCAUGAAUAACACACUGAACGAAAACACCACCACCACCACCGCCACAAAUACAAACACCACUACCACGACCCCGUCUUGUUGUACCACUACCAUCGCCACAGAUAGCCAAGUUUCGGUGUCGGUUUCGGCCUCGGUGUCAUCGGCCAACUCGUCCACGUCGUCGCGUCGCCAAAGACACAGUAUUGCCGGCCAGAUGUCCUAUAUGAAAAUGUUGGGUUUCGGUGGUUUUAGCAAAAAGAUGGCCACCAGUGCGAAUAGCCUUUUCAGCACCGCCGUCAUCAGCGGCAGUUCGUCCGCCCCAAAUCUUCGCGACAUGAUACCGGUCUCGUCAUCCGGAUUUGGCGAUGUGCCACCAAUCCGGCCACUUGAGACGCUGCACAAUGCCCUGUCGCUGCGUAAACUGGACAGCUUCUUGCAGGACAUGAUCCUGGCGCAGAUCUUCAAGACGCCGACAGGAUCGCCGCCGCGUGGCUUUGCCAAGAGCACCUUGCCAGCGGUCUCCUCGAUGACGCUGAACGCCACCGGCAACGAGGCGCCAGUGGUCGGUCAGCCGGCGAUGCCCAAGCCCGCAACGCCGACCUUUGACCGCCGUGGCAGCGAGUACGGAUCCACGAUCGAUGCCCAUCCGCAGGAGAGCCAGUGCCCCAUUAUGGACGACAGCAACUCCGCGCUGCUGCAAUCGCUGGCGGAAAAGAUGCAGCUUUGGCCGCAGGAUAGUCUUCCGGCAGCCGAGGAGGAGGAAGUAUCCCUACCAGAUUUGGAAAUGAAGCCCAGUUUGGAUCUAACCAUGGAGAUUAUGGAACAGGGGACAACGGCAGCGCCCACCUCAUUUGAGCCAAUGAACCGGGACAGCCUGGAAUCCGGAGAAGGAGCGGUUGGCGGUGGAAUCUUUCUGAGCGUUUGCGAGGAACAGGGCAGUGGCAGCACCUGCCUCACACCAGUGAGCUUCGGCGUUGAUCUCGACCUGAGCAUGGUGGCCAAUAAGGGCUCCAUGACGCUGUCUAUGGAUGGAUUUGAGGACGAUGAGGAUGCCACUUUGUCGGCGGCCACCACACCUUCUUUGCCGGCCGACUGUGAGCCACGACUGGAGACCUGCUACUGCUGCCCCAGUCAUGCGGAGGGUCCUCCGGAAGUGGCCAGCGAUGAUCCGCGCUUCGGCUUUGCCCUGCCCGUUCGUGUCACCCAGCCAUCGCCGGAACAUGGUCGUCCCCUGCGCCGUGCUCAUGAUCCCGUCUCGCCAAGGAUUCAGAAACAGAUCAGCUUGUUCGAGGGCACUGCCGCCCAGGCUCAAGCAGUGGGUCAGGAUAAAUGCGAGUCCAGUGGCUCGGUUGGUGCGGGCGGUGCAAUAUUGCAUGCCUCCAUUAACUUGCCGGCGGCAGGUCCGCAACAUCUGCGCCAGGAUGCUCGGCUGCGAAAAUUCGAGAACCUCACGCAGUCCACGUCGAACUCGAACUUUCCCUUCGAGAGCAACACUCUGAAGCGGGUGCCCAUGGUGGCCACCGAUGACUAUGCCAACGUGAGCCACACCCAGAGCUGCAUUAAUCUCAAAAGCGACAGCAGCGGAGUCCUCGGGGGAUCGCCGCAGCAUCAGAAAGGAGGAUCCGGUGGAGCAGGUGGAGUUGCUGGAGCAGGUGGAGUAGGUGGUGUCCCGGCGGAGCGGGAGCCACCGCGAGCCCACUACGGACGGAUGAUCAACGCCUGCUGCUCGGCCUCGGCCUCGCCGUCGCCCUCGCCGGGAGCGCUCAUUGUCAAGGAGCGGUUCAUCGAACCGCCAAAGCGGGGCGUCGUCCGCGGAUACCAUGGCAAAACGCAGUCCAUGGACGCCGACUUCCUGUUCAACGAGUUUCUGCUGCUGCCGGCCAUGGCACCCGCCAAACUAUCGUUCGAUAGCACAGAUAUCGAUCGGGCCAGCGAUGACGAGGCACCUAGCACAUCGCAACAGAGGCACUCUUAACUUUCAAUCCAACUACAAAUCUAAAAAGCACUCGCAUUCUUAAGCCAAGCCAAUCUAACUCUAACUCUAACUCGUACAAGAUAUCGUUAUUGCGGGCCUUAUCGGAAAAAUCGUUAUCGCUAAAGCGAGAGCUAUCGCAAAUAUCGACUUGCUGUCGGACUUUUUAAUCUUAAUCAAACUGUUUGUUGUUGUUAGGCCAAGAAAAUACAAAUAAAAGGCUUAUCUCUUAUUUUUGUCCAAAA